AUGGAGGUGGCUCGUACCUCCAUGAUCCAUGCGGCUGCCCCCCAUUUUCUGUGGCCGUUUGCGGCCCGGUACGCCGCGCAUCAGCUAAACCUCUGGCCCCGUGUCUCCUUGCCGGAGACCUCGCCCGCACUGCUGUGGACGGGGAAGGUUGGCGAUGCGUCCCGUUUCCGGGUCUGGGGUGCUCGUGCCUUUGUCCGCGAUACCACCGCGGACAAGCUCUCCGCCCGCGCUGUUCCCUGUGUCUUCCUUGGCUUUGUCCCUGACGCACCUGGUUGGCAGUUUUACCACCCCACCUCGCGCCGUGUCUUUGCGUCUCAGGACGUCACGUUCGAUGAGUCGGUUCCCUUUUACCGUCUCUUCCCCUACCGCACUGCCCCUCUCCCCCCCCCCCCCCCCCCCCGCCGCUCUUCCUCGCUCCAGCCUGGGGGUGCGGCGCCUGGGGGUACUGAGCUUGGAGGUACUGAGCCUAGGGGUGCGAAGCUUGAGGGUGUGGAGCCUGGAGGUGCUGAGCCUGCGUGUGAGGGGUCUGGGGGUGCUGAGUCAGGCAGUUCUGAGUCUAGGGGUGCUGCGCCUACGGGCGCUAGAGGUUCUGGAGCUGCUGGAGGUCCUGGUGCUGGUGGCGCUGGAGCUGGUGGUUCUGGGGCUGCUGAGGGUGCGAGCGCUGGAGGUUCUGGAGCUGCUGGAGGUCCUGGUGCUGGUGGCGCUGGAGCUGCUGAGGGUGCUGGCGCUGAGGGUUCUGAGUCUGCUGAUGCUCGGUCUCCUUGGAGCUGCCGCCUUCAUCCGCGUGUGCCUCUCACUUCACAGCAGCUGCACGACUGGUACGGUCGCCGUCAGGGUCGCGCUUCUGGAGCUAGGGGCUCUGCUCCUGGAGGUACUUCUGCUACCGUCCCUGGAGCUGCUGGGGCUGGAGGUGUUGAGCCUGCAGGUGCUGCUGCUGGAGACGCUGCGGCUGGAGACCCUGGGACUGGGGGUGCCGGUUCUGGGGGUGCUGCUGCUGGUGGAGCUGGUCCUGGAGGAGCUGGUGCUGAGGUUUCUGGAGCUUCUGGAGGUGCUGGAGCUGCUGGGGGUGCUGGAGCUGCUGGUGCUGGUGGCACUGCACAGCCGCGCCUGUUCUUUGCUCCACCGUCUCCGUCGUCUCAGCCACCGCCUGACUCUGUGCUUCGCCAGGUUCUUAGUCUCCCUUCGUCUACUGGUCUUCCGUUACAACCUGGCUCACCGCUGCCUGCUCCUUCUCCUUACACUGAGCAAACAGGGGGUCUUGCUGAGCGUCGUGAGCCUGCGUCGCGUCCUGUCUCGCCUGUUCGUCCUGGUCGUACCGGUCGUCGUGUUCCUCGUCCGCGUCAGCCGGCUGUCCCCGGCGCACGCCUUGUAGCCCUGCGUCUGUCCCCUACUCCGGAGCGUACUCCUCUUCCGUCUCCCCCUGCGUCCUCUUUGCCUGACGUCACGAACCCUGAGUCUGACCGGUUUUGUGCUGAGCACCCUACUGUCACGCAUCUGCUAGCCACUGUUGUCACUGACCCGUCGUUUGAGUCUGCUGCUGCGUCUGCCCUGGUCGCUGAGCUUGUUGACUUUGCUGGUGCCUAUCGUCUAGACUACGCUGCUAGUCUUGUUACUGAGUCUGAGUCUGUCUGUCCUCCAUCCGUCGGGGGUGAAUGUGCUCUUGGCACGGACGUCCUUGAGGACAUGCAGGAGGACUUUGAGUGUCUUGCAGCCGCUGCGCCUCAUCUCGUGGCCAUGCUGCUUGCCCCUGAGGGAGACCCGGAUGCUGUAGACAUCCCGACCCCGCGCUCUUACGCUGAGGCGAUCGCGGGUGAGUACUCCUCCCAGUGGCAGACAGCCAUGGACGCAGAGAUGGCAUCCUGGAAGUCCACAGGCACUUACGUCGAUGAGGUUCCCCCUCCCGGGGCGAACAUCGUCGAUGGCAUGUGGAUUUUCAGGGUGAAGCGGCCGCCAGGUUCUCCGCCUGUCUUCAAGGCUCGUUACGUUGCUCGAGGCUUCAGUCAGCGAGAGGGAGUCGACUUCUUCCAUACCUUCUCCCCCACCCCGAAGAUGACCACUCUUCGGGUGCUGCUGCACGUUGCCGCUCAGCGUGACUACGAGCUUCACUCGCUGGACUUCAGCACAGCCUUCUUACAGGGCAGCCUGCACGAGGAGAUCUGGUUGCGCCGCCCACCUGGCUUCACUGGGUCGUUCCCUUCUGGUACCCAGUGGAGCCUCCGGCGGCCAGUCUACGGUCUCCGCCAGGCGCCUCGUGAGUGGCACGACACACUGAGGACUACACUUGCGGCUCUUGGGUUUGCUCCUUCGACUGCUGACCCGUCACUGUUCCUGCGCACCGACACUUCGCUGCCGCCGUUCUACAUCCUCGUGUACGUCGACGACUUGGUCUUUGCCACUGCUGACACUGAGGCUCUCGCCCUGGUGAAGUCGGAGCUGCAGAAGAGACACACGUGCACAGACCUGGGUGAGCUGCGCAGUUACCUUGGCUUGCAGAUCACCCGGGACAGAGCACGCCGCACCAUCACACUGACUCAGUCACACAUGGUGCAGCAGGUCCUUCAGCACUUCGGCUUCACCUGGUCCUCGCCACAGUCCACUCCUCUGGCUACAGGUCACUCGCUCUCAGCUCCACCUUCGGACGAUUCCGUAGAGCCGAGUGGUCCUUACUUGGAGUUUGUGGGCUGCCUCAUGUACCUGAUGACCUGCACUCGUCCUGACCUCGCGUACCCUCUUGGCCUUCUGGCAUGCUACGUGGCUCUUGGUCGGCACCGAAAGGUGCACAUGGAUGCUGCGAAGAGGCCUUGGCUCUGGUUCUGUUUCUUGGCGUUCUACUCGCUCGUCUUCUGUUCUCAGCUCCAGUUGUGA
Messenger RNA from Closterium sp. Yama58-4, 2865 nucleotides. Lineage: Eukaryota; Viridiplantae; Streptophyta; Zygnematophyceae; Desmidiales; Closteriaceae. The record is from the annotation of a GenBank genome assembly.